Messenger RNA from Cylicostephanus goldi, 647 nucleotides. The record is from the annotation of a GenBank genome assembly. Lineage: Eukaryota; Metazoa; Nematoda; Chromadorea; Rhabditida; Strongylidae.
AUGGACGGACGUUCUGUCUGUGUCAAUGGUACAUGGUCACCAACACCGCCGGAAUGUGUACCAAAGUCUUGUCGAAUACCUGCGCGACUUCAUGUAUUUUUCCUCAAACGACGAACUUCUCAAAUCUUACAGUCAGGUGACGUUAUUGAAGAUGGCACAUCGGCAACGAUGAUUUGCCUGCGCGGGUUUCAUCUACAAGGGAACGGCGAGCUCGAAUGUCGUCGCGGAGUCAUUGUUAGGCCAAUUGGACAUUAUGAAUGCCUGAUUCCGUCGCUGGCUAUUGGGACCAUAUAUCCUCAGGGGCGAACAUUAGCAGACGGCCAGACGGGGACGCUCGUUUGCCCGACGAAGAACAUUACAGUCAGCUGCAGCAGAGGGGUGAUUAGCCCGGCACCGAAUUGCAUUGGAAAUGCCACAACAUUUUGUGCUGCACCGUUGGACACAACACCAGCCCUCAUCUAUAGCAUGCAGAAUAAACAACGGAUAGAACUUGACCGAUUCCAAACCGCAUAUCCUAAUGGCACUAUCUUCCAAUACAAGUGCGUCGAACAACGUGAAGAAGCAAAUGGGAUAGAAUGUAUCAAUGGCGAAUGGAUCAGCAAUUUGCUUCCAUGCUGUAAGAUAGAUGUUCAUUGCUUUUUUUGAGG